UUCACUUCCGCUUGUCGAGCGCGGCAGACAGCAUGGGCAAUGCACAGACGACCGCAGGCGAUGCCACCACGAAAACGACCACUGACCCAAUGGCAACUCCGCCCAUGACUGCUACCCUCGGAAGCACCGCGCCAAGGACACUUCGUUUGACCCUGUCGCACGCCACGAAUCUCGCGGUCGCCGACAUCCGCACGAGCGACCCGUUCGUGGUGUUCUGCGUCGGCAACGAAACCCAGACAAGCACGUGCGUCGCGUCGAGCUUGAAUCCUGUGUGGAGCCUCGAAGUGUUCGAGUUCAAGCUGACAGAGGCCGACAUGCUCACGCGAUCGUUGUCCAUCGCGGUGUACGACCACGACCUGGGCAAGUCCAACGACUUGCUUGGGUCUGCGACGCUGCCCCUCGCGGCCUUCGAGGCCACCAAAGGUCGCCAGGAUUUGGAAUGCCCCCUUGUGAUUCCCGAUUGUUUUGCAUCCCAGCACGUCAACAGCACCCUGUGCGGCUCGGUCGAAGUCGUCGAGUCGUGGCCAACCGUGACCGUGGAAACACGGAUUGAAAUGCAAGAGUUCGAGUUGCUCUCUCUCCACUAUAAGCCGUGCGUGAAAGGUGUCGUCGAGGGGUGGGAGCCCAUCCCGAUCCAGCGCAUGAUGAAUGACCCCCACUGGACGAUACACCUCCAUGUGCAAACGCAAGACGAAACAGACACGCAUGGAUGGCUGUACUCGCACGGACCGACAGGUCCGUGGUACAAGACCAAAUUCAUCGCUGCCAACUACCGCAAGCGAGUGUGGACGUAUCACCCGUAGUGCAGACAUGUUGUGUAUAUGCCAAUUCGAAACCAUUCUGUGGCGCGACGUUUGGCAUCUCCGCCCUCGGA
This is a messenger RNA of Aphanomyces invadans, 874 nucleotides long. RefSeq lists its product as hypothetical. NCBI's taxonomy places the organism in Eukaryota, Oomycota, Saprolegniomycetes, Saprolegniales, Verrucalvaceae. The transcript has a single exon. The record is from RefSeq and is a predicted model, not a curated record. Bases 33 to 803 code for a protein of 256 amino acids.